CGGGGCUGUCCGGGGAGGCGCAGGAUGCGCGGGAGCCAAUGGGCACGCUCUGGGUAGCAGGGCUGGCGGCUGCGGCCGGCGGGGCGCGCACUCUCGGGAUGGAGGGCGAUUGCCGGGCACCUCAGGCGCGCUCCUCGGGCCUCCCGGCUGGGGGCGGCGGCGGGGAGAGCCCGGGGGGCGACGCACCCCUCCCCGGCAGCAGCGGCUCCUCCUCCCUCCUGCAGGCCGAGGUGCUGGAUCUGGACGAAGAUGAGGACGACCUGGAGGUAUUCAGUAAGGAUGCCUCAUUGAUGGACAUGAAUUCCUUCAGCCCUGUGAUGCCAACAUCCCCUUUAUCAAUGAUAAACCAAGUCAAGUUUGAAGAUGAGCCAGAUUUGAAAGAUCUUUUCAUUACAGUUGAUGAACCUGAAAGCCAUGUUACUACAAUUGAAACGUUCAUUACUUAUAGGAUUAUUACUAAGACGUCUCGUGGGGAAUUUGACUCCAGUGAAUUUGAAGUUAGGAGACGUUAUCAAGAUUUCCUUUGGUUGAAAGAAAGACUUGAAGAAGCACACCCCACUCUGAUUAUUCCACCAUUGCCAGAAAAGUUUAUAGUGAAAGGAAUGGUGGAACGCUUUAACGAUGACUUCAUUGAGACACGCAGGAAGGCAUUGCAUAAAUUUUUGAACCGAAUUGCUGAUCAUCCAACUCUAACAUUUAAUGAAGACUUUAAAGUUUUUCUUACUGCACAAGCUUGGGAACUCUCUUCUCACAAGAAGCAAGGGCCUGGAUUACUCAGCAGGAUGGGGCAGACGGUCAGAGCGGUUGCAUUAUCAAUGAGAGGAGUUAAAAGCCGCCCCGAGGAGUUCAUGGAAAUGAAUAACUUUAUUGAAAUAUUUAGCCAGAAAAUAAAUUUGAUAGAUAAAAUAUCUCAGAGAAUUUACAAGGAAGAAAGGGAAUAUUUUGAUGAAAUGAAAGAAUAUGGCCCAAUUCAUAUUCUGUGGUCAGCAUCAGAAGAAGAUCUGGCUGAUACUCUAAAAGGUGUUGCCAGCUGCAUUGACAAAUGCUGUAAGGCCACUGAAAAACGGAUGUCUGGACUCUCAGAGGCCCUGCUUCCUGUCGUACAUGAGUAUGUGCUUUAUAGUGAAAUGUUAAUGGGUGUCAUGAAAAGAAGAGAUCAAAUACAGGCAGAACUGGAUUCCAAAGUUGAAGCUUUGACCUCUAAAAAGGCAGAUACUGAUCUGCUUACGGAAGAGAUUGGAAAACUGGAAGAUAAAGUGGAGUGCGCUAAUAAUGCCUUGAAAGCAGAUUGGGAAAGAUGGAAACAAAACAUGCAAAAUGAUAUCAAGUCAGCAUUUACAGAUAUGGCUGAGGAGAAUAUCCACUAUUAUGAACAGUGCCUUGCUACAUGGGAAUCCUUCCUUACAUCACAGACAGAUCUCCACUUGGAAGAAGCCUCUGAAGAUAAAUCGUAAUCGCAUUGAAGACUUCUCUGUGAUCUUUGGGAGAUAACCAAGGUUAACCAAAGUUAUUCUUUCUGGAUGGGCUGGGUCCUUUCUAAAGUGGACGAAAAGUGUUUCACACUAUCUGGAAAACCAACAACUUAAAACUCAGGUGUUCCAGAGCAUUCAUAUGAAUUUGGAUGUAUAUAUACAUAUAUAUACAUAUAAAUAUUUAGCUUAGUUUUAACUAUGUUCUUAAAUUUGUAUACCAAUAAUUAUACAUUAAAAAUUUUUUUUUCUUAAAUAUUUGUCUGUGGAACAUGUCAUUUUCAAUAUAUUGUAAAGACUCGGUUUUAAUAAAAAGUUUAGUAUGAAAUGA
Messenger RNA from Mesoplodon densirostris (Blainville's beaked whale), 1800 nucleotides. RefSeq names its product sorting nexin 7 (gene SNX7). Lineage: Eukaryota; Metazoa; Chordata; Mammalia; Artiodactyla; Ziphiidae. The coding region runs from base 39 to 1454 and encodes 471 amino acids. The record is from RefSeq and is a predicted model, not a curated record. The transcript has 9 exons. Gene Ontology annotation, molecular function: phosphatidylinositol binding.